AUGUCAAGACGCCGCUCUCCGUCUCCUGUGGACCCGUGGGAUAAAGAUGUUUCGGACGAAGACCCCCUCAGUCCCGCUGGGUCUAUCUCCAAACUGAAGCCCAGGGCUAAGGCCUUGUUCGCCGGCCCUCCACCGCCGAUCGCCGCCUCGAUUCUGGUUCAAAAUCCACCGCAGGGCAGAAGAAGUUCUAGAGAAGGUUCCAAAGCCGGUCGCAGUAGUCAUGCGGCUGGGGGCAUGGCCCCGAGCCGAGUCAGUUUCGGGAGCAUUCUGUUCGAUCAGAGUUCGCGCGGUUCAAGCUCCUCGUCCAGAGGUGAUUCGAUAUGGCGCAACCUACAACAUCGGGAGCGAGCGUUGCAGAAGGAAGUACAGCAAUUGCUGGACAUGCAGGCCACGGGACUAGCGCCUAGCAAUGAGUCGACAGACACCAUUGCCACAGGUGGACAGGACGCCUGGAGUGACUCAGGGAGUAGUACGCCCACGGGGACAUUCUAUUCUACAGCAUCAUCAAAGUCGCGGAUGAUGGCAUCGCUCGAUCCACCAGUGCGCGCGACCGCUCGUGGCGACAUCAUACCUGUUCGGCAACCGAAGACCUCGGGGCCUCAAGGCCUUCAGACCGCACGCAAAGGCCUGCGGCGUGCUCUAACGUACUUGACUGACUUGAAGUCCGAAGAGAACUCCUACAUCGAAUCCGCGCUGUCACAGCGCAAAAAGGCACUUUCGCAUUUGGGCAACCUUUGCAGUCGUAAAGAAAGCAUCUCUGCAGAGCUUUGUAGCCUUGCAGACAAUGAGGAAGAGCCGCUGGGCAAAGAGCUUCGAGACCUUGGCGACCAGCAUGAAUCCUUGGGCCAGGAGAUUCGUGAGUUAGAGGAGAAGCUCGUUGGCAUGAGAAACAGGCAUCGAUGGCUCGAACGUAAAAUGGCGGAUGUCCGCAAUCGCCGAGAGGCCGGCUUGAGCGGGUACAGAGGUGCGCUGAAGGAGGUCGAGGGCGAGGUUGCGUCUUUACUCCACCGGCCCCCCAUUGAGCCUCUCGAUUCCGACGUAGUCGAGGCUGUAUCACGUACUGACUCAUCUUACGGGGCGAACGAUUUGCCUGGGGGCGCUGAUUUCUUUCGCAUGAUACCCGCCCGGCGUACGCUUACCAUGGCAAAAGACUGGUGGGAAAGUGAGGUCGACUUUUUGGAGCGACGGAAGGCCCAGGUUGACAAGGAUCGUGAGGCACUCGACCAGGGCACGGCAUUGUGGCAGGAAACCGUCGAUCUCAUCACCACGUUCGAGGCCGACCUGCGGAAGUCACUAAGCAGCGGCGUGAAUGAGAAAGGCAAACAGACCCCGCGGAUGCAGGAAGAGGCCGUUCAGUCGAUGCUACCCAGGAUGGGCAAGGUGAUCCUGGAGCUCGAGGAACAUAUGCGGACUGCGGAGAAGAACAGCUGGAACCUCCUGAUAUGCGCCGUCGGCGCUGAGCUCGAGGCGUUUAGAGAAGCUGAGCGCUUGCUUCGUAGCAGCCUCCCGCAACCCAGGGCGGAGGUUGGUGAUGUCGAGGAACCCUGGCCAAAUGAUGAAGGCCAACAAGAACGCAACGAGAAGGAUGCCGAUGCCGUCGAGACGAAUUCUGUUGGUAGCCACCACGACGAGAGUGACAACGAAGUACCGCCUGAUUUGCUCGUAUCGCACCUCGAAGAGCAUGACGACGCACAACCACACGCCAAGCCCAUUGGAGCUUCCUCGAGACGAGACAGCGACAACGAAGUGCCGCCAGAGUUCUUGGCUGAGCACAGUCUGUAG
This is a messenger RNA of Colletotrichum aenigma, 1782 nucleotides long. It is a transcript of the gene ATG28, whose product is annotated as Autophagy-related protein 28. Bases 1 to 1782 code for a protein of 593 amino acids. The transcript has a single exon. The record is from RefSeq and is a predicted model, not a curated record. Lineage: Eukaryota; Fungi; Ascomycota; Sordariomycetes; Glomerellales; Glomerellaceae.